UUUUUAUUUUUGUUUUCCUUCAUUCAACGUUAAUUGGGCUGGGUAACAAAUCCAUUAAACCCUAGCAAAAACGAAGUGUAUAAAAAACCAAUUCAUUUUUCUGAUUCACUUUUCACAAUUUCAGUUGAUUUUUUAUUUUUUUUGCAUUAGCAGAGAUGCAGAUAUUCGUGAAAACCCUAACUGGAAAAACGAUAACCCUCGAAGUCGAGAGUAGCGACACCAUCGACAAUGUCAAAGCCAAAAUUCAAGACAAAGAAGGCAUCCCACCCGAUCAACAGCGUUUGAUAUUCGCCGGGAAACAGCUUGAAGAUGGAAGAACCCUAGCUGAUUAUAACAUUCAAAAGGAAUCUACACUGCAUCUCGUCCUCAGGCUUCGUGGAGGUAUUAUUGAGCCUUCUUUGAUGGCUUUGGCUCGCAAAUACAAUCAAGACAAAACCAUUUGCCGCAAAUGCUAUGCUCGUCUGCAUCCAAGGGCUGUAAACUGCCGGAAAAAGAAAUGUGGUCACAGUAAUCAGUUGAGGCCAAAGAAAAAGAUUAAGUAAAUUAUGGCUCUGAUGCUGUGCGUCGUUUGUGGUGAGCUGACAGACAAUUGUUUGAUUAAUAGAUGAUAAUGUGCUUAGUAUGGUGUUUGUCAAUGUUUGAUGAUUUUGGAUUUAUUUAUGUGGUAUUCAACUUAUAUACUUUUAUGACAUUUUGAUCUCUUUCAUGUUUCAGUUAUAAGUUUUUGAAGAUUAAUUUCUUCUUUUCUUAUACUAAUACACUAGCAACAGUUUUUGUUAAAAAGUUAUUUACUUUCCUGUUUCA
Molecule: messenger RNA, 804 nt
Organism: Cicer arietinum (chickpea)
Lineage: Eukaryota; Viridiplantae; Streptophyta; Magnoliopsida; Fabales; Fabaceae
Product: ubiquitin-ribosomal protein eL40 fusion protein
Biological process (GO): translation
Cellular component (GO): ribosome
Molecular function (GO): protein binding; structural constituent of ribosome
Source: RefSeq, a predicted model, not a curated record